Hyphopichia burtonii NRRL Y-1933 is the source of this 1270-nucleotide messenger RNA. RefSeq lists its product as uncharacterized. The transcript has a single exon. The coding region runs from base 231 to 1175 and encodes 314 amino acids. Gene Ontology annotation, molecular function: ferrous iron binding; zinc ion binding; oxidoreductase activity, acting on single donors with incorporation of molecular oxygen. Lineage: Eukaryota; Fungi; Ascomycota; Pichiomycetes; Serinales; Debaryomycetaceae. The record is from RefSeq and is a predicted model, not a curated record.
GUAGCUGACUCAUCCAUAUCCGAACAUGACAUUAUCAUUAGGCUUGAGUAUGGCGAAGGUUGUAUUUCUAAGCAUUACUAAAAGAGCGAAGAACAACGAAAAAAAAAUCGUAUAAUUUUGCAAUUAAAGGCUACGACUAUCUCAUGGAUUAGCAUUUAAAGCGAGAGUUCUCUUUUAUCUUUAUGAGAUUUGUCGUUUCAAUUGUAUUGGUUCUAGUAUCAGUGGUGUAUAUGAUGAGUGGACCAGCCAAAGCCAUCACGAAAAACGUCAGUCCAUUGCCGGUAUACUUUUUCAGUCAUGGAGGACCAACCUUCAUGUACGAUGAUAACACCUUUGGCAGCAGAGGAGCGUAUCAGACGGUGCAGCGACUCGGCCAAAAGAUCAAGAGGGAGUAUAAGCCGGAUUACAUUAUUGUAGUCCUGGCCCAUUACGAAUCGAUGGGAAGAAAGUCCAUUGAGAUUGCGACCCCAGCUAAGAACAAGGAAGAAAAUGAUUUGUAUUAUGAUUUUUAUGGGUUCCCGCAGCAUAUGUAUAAAGAGGAGUUCCAUGCUAAGUUUGAUUACAAAGUUGGGAACAUUGUGAAGCAGCAGCUUGAAGAAAAAGGGUUUGAUGUUCAGUUUACUCAGCGAGGACUUGAUCACGGUGUUUGGGUACCUUUCAAGGUUGCAUUUCUGAAUUAUAACACGCUUAAUGGUAAUAAGGUUGAAGAAGAUUUGCCAGGGACCUCAUUGAUUCAGGUAUCGUUGACCGGCGGUGAUAUUGAGCUGAAUUUCAAAUUGGGUGAAGCAUUAAGUUACUUCAGAGAUAAUUUGAUCUGGGAUCAAUCUCGUGGGAGAUACUUAAAGGGAAUGGUUAUUUGCUCCGGUAUGACCGUUCAUAAUUUGAGAGAUGUAAGAAGUGCAUUUCAGAAACCAGGAAUCACCUUACCAUACGUAAAACCUUUUGAUAAUUUGUUAAGGGAUACUUUGGUUAACAAUGACGAGUUAUUGAAAAACUUGAAAGAACUCCCCAACAAACAUGAAUCUUUAUUUUAUCGAGCUCAUCCUAGUGCCGAACAUUUCAUGCCAAUUGUUGUUGCUAGUGGGUUAAUCAGUGGUUCCAAAGAGCCCAUUAAACAACUAUUUACAUCCCAUUCUGCCAGUCUUGCCUGGGGGAUUUAUCAAUUUGGAUCAUGAAAACAAUAUAAUAAUAAUAGUUGUUUAUUGAAUAAAUGAAUGAAAUAAAUAAAUAUACAAAGUAGUUAUUAGUAAUGUUUUAAUUUUUUAAUAAA